Molecule: messenger RNA, 1138 nt
Organism: Durio zibethinus
Lineage: Eukaryota; Viridiplantae; Streptophyta; Magnoliopsida; Malvales; Malvaceae
Product: beta-carotene hydroxylase 2, chloroplastic-like
Biological process (GO): xanthophyll biosynthetic process; carotene metabolic process
Cellular component (GO): chloroplast
Molecular function (GO): iron ion binding; beta-carotene 3-hydroxylase activity
Source: RefSeq, a predicted model, not a curated record
CAUCGACCAUCUCUCUUCUUCUGCCUCUUCCUUUUCGGGAGCUUGCUUUAAGGUUUUAAAAUUCUACCCGAUAAUCAAUUUAACUUCUUGCAGUUUUUCCAUGGCGGCUGGCCUAUCCGCAGCCGUAACCCGUAAACCCUUCCGUUCAUUUCUAUCUUCGCACCCGACGCCGAAGCCAACGCCAGUUUUCCAUCCUUUACUUCACCUCCAAAAAACAAACUAUGGAGCUCGAAGGAGGACAAACUUUGCUGUUUGUUUUGUGUUGGAGGAACAGAAACAGAGUGCUCCCUUGAUCGUAAAACUCGUAGAAGAAGGAUCCGAGGAUGUUGGAGAUCCUCAGAUCUUAAUACCCGCACGUAUGGCGGAGAAGUUGUCUAGAAAGAGAUCCGAAAGGUUUACUUAUCUUGUUGCAGCUGUCAUGUCUAGUUUUGGGAUCACUUCCGUGGCUGUUAUGGCCGUUUAUUAUAGGUUUUCUUGGCAAAUGGAGGGUGGAGAGGUGCCUCUUUCUGAAAUGUUUGGUACAUUUGCUUUAUCAGUUGGUGCCGCUGUAGGCAUGGAGUUUUGGGCUCGAUGGGCUCAUCGAGCUCUCUGGCACGAUUCUUUAUGGCAUAUGCACGAGUCUCACCAGCGACCUAGAGAUGGUCCGUUCGAGCUAAACGAUGUAUUCGCCAUUAUCAACGCCGUCCCAGCUAUUGCUCUUCUUUCUUAUGGUUUCUUCAACAGAGGCCUUGUACCUGGUCUAUGUUUUGGUGCUGGGCUUGGUAUCACGGUGUUUGGAAUGGCCUACAUGUUCGUCCACGAUGGUCUCGUCCAUAAGAGAUUCCCUGUGGGGCCCAUUGCCAAAGUUCCCUACUUCAGGAAGGUUGCUGCGGCGCACCAGCUUCAUCAUUCAGAAAAAUUCAACGGUGUUCCAUAUGGGCUGUUUCUAGGGCCUAAGGAAGUGGAGGAAGUGGGAGGGCUACAAGAAUUGGAGAAAGAGAUCAAUAGGAGAAUCAAAUCAAGCAAGGGUUCGUGAUAAUUCUAUUCGAAAGGGACGCAUCUUUUAGCAAUUUUCUGUGUAUAGAAACAAUACUGUCAUUAUCAUAAAUGGAAAAUGAUUUGGAGUUGAUCACUAUUGCUUUUCUACCGGUAGAAAGAC